Cynoglossus semilaevis (tongue sole) is the source of this 8739-nucleotide messenger RNA. RefSeq names its product c-abl oncogene 2, non-receptor tyrosine kinase (gene abl2). The transcript is spliced from 12 exons. NCBI's taxonomy places the organism in Eukaryota, Metazoa, Chordata, Actinopteri, Pleuronectiformes, Cynoglossidae. The record is from RefSeq and is a predicted model, not a curated record. Gene Ontology annotation, biological process: protein phosphorylation. The coding region runs from base 1523 to 5056 and encodes 1177 amino acids. Gene Ontology annotation, molecular function: non-membrane spanning protein tyrosine kinase activity; ATP binding; protein binding.
GUCAUGGCAGGGUGGGUAAAAUUUAGAGCUCAGUUGUUUGGUUUUUUAGUUAAAAGUAUUUAGAAAUGUUUUUGUCUUUACCAAAAAAAAUACAAAAUCAAUCCCUGCCGUAACAUCGCCUCCUUCAUCAAAGUCAUCCUGACUUAUAUAUACGCUUAAGACAAGUAAGAUCUUUUUCCACCCGCUGUGACGUUAGUGCAACAUCCAACCAUGUAGAAUUGAACCAUCCAGUAACAAAGGCAGAGGCUACAGCACAGGCAGCUCGAUCUGUGGCUAAUAAUUCAUUAGUUUUAAUCACACAAAGAGUUUACAUGACAUCAAUAUAUAAAACAUAGUGUUCUCAAAAAAGCAAAUACAGAUUGAAUGGGUUUUUUUUUUCUUGUGCGUACGUUUGACUGAAGCCGAUGUUUCUCUGUGACCAGUGUUGCUCUUCAACUAGGAAGGUAAUGUCAGCUCUGUGGUGGCGUCAUGAGUGCAACAUUGAAUUGACUUAUUCUUGGAAGUCUGUCGUGGAUGUCAGUUUGAAAUAUUAACCUCAGUUUAUCUCUGUCUGUGAUUGUUCAUUCAUCAGCUGAGUAACGCUGUUGGUCAUUAUUUGGGUUAUGUUGAACUCUUGUUGUUGUUGUUGUUGUGCGUUUUAUAUAAAAUGUGAUGGAAUAUAUGAUCCUUUUUAUGGUGUCAUUUGAAUUUGUGUUAAAGAAGAGAACAUCUGUGUCAGAAUGCUCUGUUAUGAACCAAGUACAUUAUAUUUUUAACUGAAGAAUAACCAUUUUUAUAGGACUUGGUUUAAACAGGUAAUGACGUGAUUCAUUCUGAGCUAAGUUGUUCUUUGCUGCUUGUUUUCUUUUUUGUCUUUUGGUCAGUGUGUAUGGGAGUCUUUUUCCACACUGGUUCCAGUCCCUUCUUGUUGUGCUCUGUGUCGCCCAGGCUGCCAAUUAUUUCUUAGUGCUGAUCUGGGACAGAUGGAAGGAUUUAGUCUGAAAGGCAGUGUGAUGGAGAGACCCUUAUUUCUUUUUCCUUUUUUUUUUUUUGAUAGCGCCAUCCUGUAAAAACAAGUCUACAGAAAUGCCUCGUUGGCUCAGUCCUUGAAUUCUCUGCAUACUUUUUAUUGAGCUGGUUUUGUUUUGAUAACGUAACAUUUAAAGUGCACAUGUUCCUCCUACGUGUCGGUCACUGUCCCUGUCUCCAUCGUCAGUCUUAUCUGCAGUUUGUUCCCCAGCUGUUCAGACUUGCUUUGACUCCUCCAGCAGCUGCUGAGUGUGGAAGCGUGUACAAACACAUACGUCUGUGUGUCUGUCAGCAUGUGUGUCCCGCAGCCAUGGUAAUGAAUCUGUGUGUGUCCUUCGUUGGGAGAGUCUUUCCUGUCCUGCCGCUGUUGUGGCUCCUCCCUCCUGCACACCUUAUAAACACACACCUACAAACGUGUGUUCACUUCUUAUCUUGUACAGUUUGUGGCUGUGUGUGUGUGUGUGUGUGUAGUCAGCGAUAGCAGUUUUUCUCAGCGAGUAGACGGAACAAAGUGAUGCUUUUGAGGUGCCUGCAGGCGAGCAGCAGCUUUGAAGAAGAAUGGGCCGCUCUGAGCAGCUGUCAGUCUCGUCAAACAGGGCUCAGGCAAGAAAGUACAUUUGGAAACACAGAAGCUCUUCACCGACCCUUCGGCCUGGACUCUGCAGCACUGACGGAGGCAGUGCGCUGGAGCUCCAAGGAGAACCUGCUCGGAGCAGCUGAGAGCGACCCCAACCUCUUUGUUGCACUUUAUGACUUUGUUGCCAGCGGAGACAACACCCUCAGCAUAACCAAAGGGGAGAAGCUGCGUGUGCUCGGCUACAACCAGAAUGGAGAGUGGAGCGAGGUACGCUCUAAAAACGGUCAGGGGUGGGUACCCUCCAACUACAUCACCCCGGUCAACAGCCUGGAGAAGCACAGCUGGUACCACGGGCCCGUGUCCCGCAGUGCAGCAGAGUACCUGCUCUCCUCCCUCAUCAACGGGAGUUUUCUAGUUCGAGAGAGUGAGAGCAGCCCCGGACAGCUGUCAAUAUCUCUGCGCUAUGAAGGGAGAGUCUAUCACUACAGGAUUAAUACAGCCUCUGACGGCAAGGUGUACGUGACAUCCGAGAGCCGUUUUGCCACCCUGGCCGAGCUGGUCCACCACCACUCCACUGUGGCCGACGGCCUGGUCACCACUUUGCACUAUCCUGCACCCAAAUGCAACAAGCCCACAGUGUACGGUGUGUCACCCAUCCACGACAAGUGGGAAAUGGAGCGCACAGACAUCACCAUGAAGCACAAGCUGGGGGGGGGGCAGUACGGAGAGGUGUACGUGGGGGUGUGGAAAAAAUACAACCUGACGGUGGCCGUCAAGACACUAAAGGAGGAUACAAUGGAAGUAGAAGAAUUCCUUAAAGAAGCAGCAGUAAUGAAAGAAGUUAAACAUCCAAACCUUGUUCAGCUUCUCGGUGUGUGUACGUUGGAGCCGCCCUUUUAUAUUGUAACUGAGUACAUGCCACAUGGGAACCUACUGGACUACCUGAGAGAGUGUGAUAAGGAGGAGGUGAACGCCGUGGUGCUUCUCUACAUGGCCACGCAGAUCUCUUCUGCCAUGGAAUACCUGGAAAAGAAGAACUUCAUUCACAGGGAUCUUGCAGCGAGGAACUGCUUGGUCGGGGAGAAUCAUGUGGUGAAGGUGGCAGACUUUGGUUUGAGCAGGUUGAUGACUGGUGACACGUACACCGCACACGCUGGGGCCAAGUUCCCCAUUAAAUGGACGGCGCCUGAGAGCUUGGCCUACAACACCUUCUCCAUCAAGUCGGACGUGUGGGCGUUUGGUGUCCUUCUCUGGGAAAUUGCUACAUACGGGAUGUCCCCCUACCCUGGUAUUGAUCUGUCUCAGGUCUACGACCUCCUCGAGAAAGGUGACAGAAUGGAACAGCCUGAAGGAUGUCCACCCAAGGUUUAUGAACUCAUGAGGGCAUGUUGGCAGUGGGGCCCUUUAGACAGACCGUCGUUUGCAGAGAUCCACCAGGCGUUUGAAACGAUGUUCCAUGACUCCAGUAUUUCUGAAGAAGUAGCAGAGGAGUUGUGUAAGACUGCCUCUGCUGGUCACUGCGGACCCCUGCACCCUUUCAGCCAUGAUAUGCCCCUGUUGCCUUCUAAAUCUCGCCCCCUCCACAAGCACACGGAAAACAAGGAAAACAUCGAGGGUGGAUUGGACGGGCGCACUGACCACGGCACCCACAGCCACUCAGGCUGGGCAUCGUUGAUAGGAGGUAACGGACGAGCGGGCAGCUCGCCGGCGUUGCCCAGAAAACAGCAGCCACGAGAUAAAUCCCCCAGCAACCUUUUGGAGGAUGCACAGGACAUGGGCACAUUCACAAGAGACCGCAAGACUGGAUUCUUCAGCUCCUUCAUUAGGAAGAAGUCCUCUUCGUCUUCCUCGUCCCCAGUUUCUUCCCAGCUCCAACAGAACCUCCCCACGCCCCCCAAAAGGAGCAGUUCUUUCCGGGAAAUGGAGACACAACCCCACAAGAAAUAUGAGCCAACCGCUGAUUUCAGCGCUCCUCCUCUUCCUUUGCCCCAGUCGGACAGUUUAGGAGGUUUCUCUGCUUCUCCUUCCCACUCGCAUGGAGAACCCAGCCAGACUCAGUCACGCUGCUGUGGAGCAGCCUUUGGACAGAAACCUUCUAGUGGAGGCCUUAGUUCACAAGGGACGAGUGGGAGCAGUUGGGGGGGGUUGGCCGGCUUUUUUACACCCAGACUCAUCAAAAAGACCCUGGGUCUACGGACAGGAAAAACGGUCUCUUCAGAGGAGGGUGGUAGUAUAGCUGGAGGGCCUAAACCCUUCCCUAGGUCUAAUUCUACCUCCUCCAUGUCAGCCGGACUGCCAGACCUGGAGCGUAUUUGUCUCACUUUACCCAGGAACCGCAGUGCCAAACCCCCUCUGGAGAGAACUGCCUCCACAACCUCCCAGCCAGAGAAUGGGGCUGCGAGGCCCUCGGAAACUCUGCUGAGAAGAAUGGACGAGGGCACGGCACAAAUCAGGGAACGGCCCAAAGCCAAGCUGCUGCCCAGAGGCACUGCGGUAGGGAUGAGGGCACCAGGAGUUGGGGGGGAGGUUGCUGAUUCAGACGCUCUCUCCCGGCUGAGGGAGAGUAAAGAGGAGAGUGGGAUCGGACUGGACAGACAGCAGAGUUGGUCGUCUCCCUCUAAGAACUCCAGUUCCAGCGCGUCCUCAGCUGCUGUCGGUGCACAAACUCACAACCACAAAGUCCCUGUUCUCAUCUCCCCCACUUUAAAACACAACCCGGCCGAUGUGCACCUGGUGGGUCUGGACUCUCAAGGGAAUCGAUUCAAACUUCUCACAGAGCACCUAACAGACCGGGACAAGCCGCGACUUGUGAAACCCAAAUGUGCUCCCCCUCCACCCCCCACCCUGCGCAGCCUGCAACACUCCUACAGCGGUGACGGAGAGGAGCAGGUAGGAGGUGUGCCUGCUGAAGUGAACGGAGACACGUUGAAGGGACACAGAUCGGGGAGAAUGUCAGGAGGAGCGUUGACUGGCAGACCUUCUGUGCCACCACCACAAGUGCCUCCUGCGUCCUCUGCCACCGCCUGCACAACCGCCACCAAAAUGGCAAACGGAGCCCCCACCACUGCCUCGUCCCCGCACACCGCGCCGUCCGCGGGUUCCAAAGCGGUCCUGCGGCGACCCAGGCAGCAGGUGGAGAAGAUACCUUUGGAGCGGGUCAGCCGCGAGGCCCUGCUGGAGUGCGCCGAGUACCUGAGCAGCGCCCUCCAGGCCAGCUCCGAGUGCUCCUCCAGCAGCCAGGUACUGGACGCUGGCCACCAGCUGCUAGACUACUGCUCAGGAUAUGUGGACUGCAUCCCUCAAAUGAGGAACAAGUUUGCCUUUCGAGAGGCAGUGGGAAAGCUAGAGCUCAGCCUGCAGGAGCUGAGGGCUUCGUCUUCAGGGGGAGGACUGAGCAGCACGGGGCCCAACGCUGUACUGGAUAACCUGCAGUGCUGUAUCAAAGAGAUUAGUGACGUAGUGCAGAGGUAGCCACUGUGACAUCACAACCACCCUAACAAUCCAACAGAUCCUAUAUAUAUAUAUAUAUAUUUGCCUUUUUAUCUGUCCAGUUCUGCCAACAACAUUUUCAAGGGGCUGAAUCUCUGAAUCUCUAAAGUACCUCAGAGAAAAGAUAUCUUUUAUUGUUUACAAACACUUUCACGAAAUGCCAGUGUGGACGCUAACCUUGCUCUGAAUUGUACAUAUUGAGAGAUGUUUAUACUGAACUAAUUAUGACAAAGAAAAGUUUGGACAUGAUGGCUGUGAUGAUAACUGUCUUCUCGUACAUUGAAUGUGGAUCAGCUGUGUGUAGCCAGUCUGGAGAGUAGGUCACACUCCCUCUGCUAAUCAGUCAGUCACAAAACGGAACAAGAAUGACGGAAAUUGUGUCAUAUUCUCUGGGCAGAACAGAGAUACAACACUACUGCUUGUUCUGACUUCAUCUCAUGUAAGAUUUCACAAAUAGGUGAAUCAAGAGGGGUUUUUGUUUUUGUUUGUUGAUUUUUUUUUGCUCAGUUUCUGGGAAAUUUGAUUGUAAUUUUCCAGUUAUAGAAGCCAUCUGGGGUCCCAAGUUCAUAUUUUUAGUUUUUUGAUUUUUUUUUUUAAAGUUUUGUUUGUACUUAAUUGUUUGCAGACGGUGUGUAAUUUUCAGUGCUUGCGAGUUUUAUCUCUCACCUGAACUGCUUGUUUUCUACUUAAUGCAAGUCUUGUUUUCAGGACAAAUCUUAAGAGUAAUUUGCUGUUUUUAAUCAUUUACAUUCCCAAAAAAAAAAACGGUGAGACCAUUGAAUAAUAUUGAGGGGAUCACCAACAACUCUGAAACACUUUGACAAACCUGUAAAUAUGCCAGACAACCAGACAAAUCACUUUAACCUGAGCUAAAGUUCAACCAUAAAAGGACUAAUCUUACAGUUUACUGACCGUAGCACUGUUACAGAACAGUCAGAAAAAAAAAUCAAUGACCUUUUUAUUCUAACAAAAACACAGUCAUCCGUUUAUUCAGUCUUAUGUGAAUCCAUCCCAACUGUUACUAAGCCAACAUUUGAAGCACACUAGUUACUGCAACAUGAACAACGAGACAUCGUUGUUGUGUUAAUUAAGUCAGUUUAAACCCAGGCCUUUUCACAGGCGUUCACUCACCUCCGUCUGUUUCACUCACUCACACCGUUGCUGGUUGUCCCGUCUCAGCUUAGUUCGUCUGAAGGUCAACAAUUUUGCGCAACCAUUCCACGUUAUUUGGUGAUAGUCUAAACAACAAGCUGGAGUAAGAUAGAGCAACACUGAGUGACCAGAGCAACACUGAGUGACCAGCUUCUGGUUCCAGGAGCAAGAAGCUUUGGCUUUAGCUUUCACAGUAGUCAAACAAAAAAAAAAGCAUACACACUGUGUUCUUUCAAAGAGUUGGGAUGUUUUUACAAAGCAAUUGUGAGUUGUUUUUGACUACACUGAGAGACGAACACAGUCUGCUCCGACAGUCAGACAGAGUUCUGAGAAACUGACAGAUGUGACAUCUUCGAUGGAUAAAUCAGUGGUUCUCAAACGACUUCUGUUGAAGUAUCUGCUGUGUGCGCAGUUAUUGGUUCAAAACUCCAUCAAAUUUAAAAAAAAAAUCUCUACAAAACUGCUGUUCACAUUGAACAAAGAAUAAAAUUACGAUCUAGUGCAGUUUCUCAGCCGUGGCUUCAUUGGCCCUGUCGCACCCCUGGAUGGAAUCACUGGACCAAUCACUGUCCUUUUUUAUUCUGUAGUGAUGGUAUUUGGUGACCUGAACACGAGCACUACCUGCUUGAUUUUUUUUUAAUUUUUUUUUAUCUUGCACAGUACCACAAACGUGAAAAAAAACAAAAAACAUUUCCCGUAAAAAAUCAUUUCAAUAUUUUUUCCUUCUAUUCUCACAAAUAGUGUGGUCAUGGAUGAACAAGCAUUACAUUUUGGGGUGAGCAGACGGAAAGAACACAGGGUAGCACAUGUGCAGGUGAACUGGGACAGUGUUUCUAUAAGUGUCCUUCUGAGUAUGGACAGUGCUGGAUUCCCUGUAGCCUUGUCACGGCCUCAGUGCCUCACAUUCUUCAGUGUGUGAACACUAUAAUAAUGCAGAGACCUACUUUACCUUUUCACACAGUACUGAUCUCUCAACACACAAAACUGCAGUAUGUCUUGAGCACAUGAGCAAUUUGUACAUUAUUUGGUUCAAAUGUUAUGUAUUAGCUUGAAUUUUAAAUUAUUGUUUUUUUUAUUAUAAGCACAGAGCUAUUUUGAAAAAAAAAAGAAUGUAAAUAUUUGAUUUUUUGUCAUAUCCUGGAACAAAAAAGAUUUAUGUGUGGUGACAGAAUAAAAAGCGAUGUGUUUGACUGCAGAGAUGUAUGAUAAGGCCCAUUUACCCAGACCUGAAUAUUUACUUUAAGAAUGUAGUAUUCUUCAAUUCUGUACUUGGCCGAAUGUUCAUCUUUGUGACUCUUUAAUUUAUUGUUCUACAUACCUUCUAUUGGCCAAUAGUUCUAAUUUUGCUAAUGCUAAAAAAACAAACAUCAUAAUCCAUAAUCAGCUGCUCUGUUUUAGAACAACAAACAAAGUGUGUAGAGUGCACAAGGACACGGAGAUGUUUCUUUAACAAUUGUUUUUUUUUUCUUUUCUUCUUUCUUUACACUGGAUAAGACACGUCAGGUCAUCGACACAUCUCGUCACAAAGUUUGUUCCUUAAACACUGCAGGCCCAUUUCUGGUGUUGAUAAGUUUCCAUGUUAGACCUUUUUGGUGCGUAUCAUGUUACUGUCACAAAAAUCUCUCUCUUUUUGUCAAAUGGUAUGUUUUUAAUCACAGGCGAACAGUGAUAUUUGACUGUGCAUUGUACAAAAAAAAAAAACAUGGCUCACUUUUGUUGUAAAUGAGUCUUGUGCCUUUGUGUGGAUACAUACAGUGUGCAGUCACAGUAUCACCAAACACAGUCACAAAAACGCCAAAGUUCUAGACUGUGAUUAAGACAAUACAAUACAUUAUCUCCUGUUUGCCAUAAGACACACGUUGUCUAUCACUACAACAUUCUCUUCUGUCAUUUGAAGAGCCUGCUGCACACUAAACUGAUCAUUUGUCAAAUGAAAUGCCUGUAACAUUUGGUUUGCCAACUGCCUAAUUGAAGACACCUGCUUGAGUUAAUUGUAGUUUGUUUUUUAUGGAACAGGUUUCCAACACAAUCCUUACAAUUAGUUCAAUUAACACAACCUUUUAGUAUUAAAACAGUUGGGUUUUUUUACAGUUUCAGGUUUGUUAUUGUUAUCAAGUGUUGUUAAAAUUUUAAACUGACCUAAUUUCUCCUCCUUGUCAGUCUUCUGCAGUGCCUCCAUGUUGCCUGAAUUUAUUCUGUAUUUUUUUCCCCCAUUUGUCUCCCUGUUUUUGGAGAUACUCUCUGGAGAAUGUGUACACAAUAUACCAAAGGCCACUUCUUCAGUUAAGUGCAAUGUAAAUCCACACUCACCCACAGAGACAAAACAAAAUGGAAUAUGUGAGUCUAAACAGGGAUGCAAGUUGCAGAGAUGUUAACAUUAACUUUUUUUUUAUCCAACAAUAUAUAUUUUGUGUUUUUUUUAUUUAAAAGCUCACACUAUAUUACUGUGAAGUUCUGCUUGUCAGUGUUAAGUCUAUUGUAAAUAAUAAAGAUAUUGAUAAAUCCUGACUUGA